This is a messenger RNA of Adelges cooleyi (spruce gall adelgid), 968 nucleotides long. Its product is annotated as BTB/POZ domain-containing protein 9-like. Lineage: Eukaryota; Metazoa; Arthropoda; Insecta; Hemiptera; Adelgidae. The transcript has 8 exons. Gene Ontology annotation, molecular function: protein binding. The record is from RefSeq and is a predicted model, not a curated record. The coding region runs from base 39 to 968 and encodes 309 amino acids.
UCAACAUUUGAUAUUAUAUUAACACGUAUUAUAACAGUAUGCAGUUGUAUGGUUUAGCGUUUAUUAUUUUAUGGUUAAGUCCAGGUUAUAUGGCACGGCCUGAUAUUACCGAUGAUUCGUCUCCCGAGGCUUCGUCUUCCGAGGCCAGUCAAAUAGACAACACCGACAUUUUGAUCAGCGACAUAGGCAACCUCUAUCAAAGCGGCAGUUAUUCAGACGUUGUUUUGGAGGUACAAGGAGAACGAUUGCGCGCCCAUCGUAGUAUACUAGCCUCACGAAGCGAUUUUUUUAGGAUCUUAUUUUAUGGAGGUGGAAGAGAAGUUUCUAAUUCGUAUGUGCCCAUAAAAGAUGUAUCAUUAACUUUAUUUCAAAGAAUUUUUGAAUAUAUUUAUACUGGCCGAAUAGAUUUAAGUGAUUUUGAGAAUGAAGAAAUUUUUGAAUUACAUAGACUUUCGGAUUAUUUUGGGAUUUCACAUUUAAAACUUUCACUGGAAAAGUAUUUUCAAAGAAGCACUAACGAAAACAAUGCAUGUACGUUCUUUGCUUUAGCAAGAAUUUAUAAAAACGAGGAGCUCGAAGUCGAAUUCCUCAAAUUUAUCGAUGACAACGCCGAGGAAGUAUUGGAAUCCAAUGAUUUUAGGACUUUGUCAUCUGAAGUUCUUCAAGAAAUCCUCAAUCGGACUCUUUUUAUGCUAACGAAUUGGUUAUAUUCCAAGAGAUAUCCGAUAAUGAGUGUUGGAGAACAGUCUCAAGCUAGGGAAUCACAACUGGUUAGGUCGGAUAUAAUUUCAGCUGCCAUGCAAUUAAGAAGAAACACGUGGCCACAAGAUAAGCCUCAAUUACGGGGACGGCUAAUACUCGAUGAUCAUAUUCUUUAUGAGGCUCAUAGUUCUCCACUUCCCGAUUUGAAUUUAAUUCAUCGAUCUCGGGUUUCGCGUUUGGAAAUAUCGACUUCGGUACCAAUAUGA